Messenger RNA from Harpegnathos saltator (Jerdon's jumping ant), 2890 nucleotides. RefSeq lists its product as uncharacterized. NCBI's taxonomy places the organism in Eukaryota, Metazoa, Arthropoda, Insecta, Hymenoptera, Formicidae. The transcript has 9 exons. The coding region runs from base 129 to 2603 and encodes 824 amino acids. The record is from RefSeq and is a predicted model, not a curated record. Gene Ontology annotation, cellular component: membrane. Gene Ontology annotation, molecular function: ligand-gated monoatomic ion channel activity.
UGCUAUAUGUUUAUAUAAAAAUAUUUAUACUGCUUUAUAACGCUCGGCGUCUGUGUAAUUUGACAUAAUUUUUAAAACUCGUUGAUAACAUUCAUACCCUUGGUGACUGUUCUCUCAAGUUAGGAGAUAUGAUGAUGUCGUCGGUUACAUGUGAUAAAGUAAUGUUUGGACAUUACCCAACCCUAAUGGUGUUACUGGCGUUCCACGUGCCCGCCAAGACCUGCAUUUUGCCGUCACCAUUGACGCUGCAAUUGAUAUUGGAGUAUGCGGAAUGGCGACUCUGGACCCAAGUGGUCCUCUUCGGUAACGUCAGUCCGUUCAAUUGCGCGCUUAAUUACGCCCGGCCGUUGAUUGAGUGCCUAGGUGAGAAAGGUAUCAGCGUGUCGUUGCAAUCAGCGAUGAACCCAAAUAUACCAGAAUCGCUCAUCGUCCGGACGCACCGUGUCGGAUCGAUCGUACUGCUGGACGAACUUAAUCUGACGUCACCCGAUAACGUUAUUCAAAUGGCUUCCCAAAAGUUGUUAUUUAACUAUUACGUCUCCUGGUUUCUGGUGACUACCAGAGACUCCGACUCCAUCAUUGACACAGUUCUUCGGGAUUUGAAUAUCGGCAUCGACAGCGACGUGGUCGUCGCCACUUCGCCAUUGGAAAAUGACGCAACAGCUUGGAAAUAUGCACAGAAAUAUUUAAACAAGACGUGUCUAUCUUUUCGGCGUUACGGUAAUCGCUUCGUGUUCCUGGGGCCGCCAGAGCGACGCAGCGCCGAAAAUGCCACGAGCAAUCUGAGCUAUGUUAUCUUGGAGAACCGCACGGUGUCUUUUUACAUGGUACACACGUACAAGAUACGCAACUCCGACAACACGAGUCUCGUCACACGGUACCUCGGCUUCUGGAAUCCGGGAGCUCACACCCUCAAGCUGCCGGUCAGCGUGAAACUGAGAGACGACUUCAACGGCCUUCCCAUAGUCUUCGGCGUGUUGAACGGCACUAACGAUGGGCAAACGGACCUCAUAGAGGCGGAAGCAAAUGACAUCGCGCCGCUUUUAGAUUUGGCCUCUUUCAUCGCCAAUAAUGUGAACGCUAGCAUCGAAUUGGUGCCGUACGAGAAGCUCGGUAUAUUAACCAACAAAGUAUGGAGCCACCUUCUCGGCGACGUCGUCUCGGGUACCGUCGACAUUGGUCUGGGCUACAUCACCAUCAGCGAGGAGCGUCUAGGGGAGAUGGCGUUCAGUCACCCUCUGAUACGUUACAUGAGGAACAUCUAUUAUCAUCCGCUGGAGUCCGGCACGAUGAGGGACAUAUUCCUGCAGCCGUUCAACAACCGACUCCUCGGCUGUGUCGCCGCGACGUACCUCAUGCUGCUGAUCGCGAUGGCGACGGUGAUUUACGCCGCCAAGACGGUGCUGCACAACGAGGACGAGAAGCACGUCGGUAUCGGGGAGGCCGCGCUCUGGUGCAUCAGUAUCAUGUGCAUGCAAGGGUCACCGUGGAUACCGCGAACUCCGUCCGGCAAGACCCUGAUGCUGUUCAAUCUGAUGUUCACGCUCGUCAUGUACAACGCCUACGCCGGAUUCAUUACGUCCAUAUUGUCGGUGCAGGCCAGUGGGAUCAAAUCGAUCACCGACCUGCUCUUUAAUAACUUCAGGCUGGGCUACAGCGUCGCCGACGACGAGUACAUAAGAAACGUAAACGACAGUCAUCUGCGUCAACUGUACAUAAAGGCGUUCAACAGCCGCGAGUCUCGCCUGGAGACGACGACCGGCCUCAUGAAAGCUGUUCAUAGUCGCUACGGAUUCUUCGUGAGCGCGACUCUGGCGCGACGCGCCCUUGAGACCACCCUGAUACAGGAGCGAUGUACCCUGAAGGAGUUGUCGUUGCCGCAAACCUUCACGUUAGUCGCUCUUCCUAUGGCCAACAGUUGCCCGUACAAGAAAAUCAUCAACCUCAACAUACUGCGCAUAUACGAGCACGGCGUCCUGGACAGGAUAGCGCAACAGAUGCUGCCGCCGAUGCCGCACUGCGCGGUGCUGACGACCUUCAACAGCGCGCGGCUCGCCGACGUCUACUCGGCCUUCUUCGUCCUUACGGCGGGCCUCCUCAUGGCGCUCACCUUCGGCAUCCUCGAGCGGAUGUGGAACAAGCGCAGGCAGAUGAGGGAGACAAUCGUGCGCAGCAUCCGCCAGCACCACCUUAUAUCGCACCUUCACUUCCAUCAGCACCACCAUCAUCAUCACCGUCCAUCACCCGUUCGCGACCGACAUCACCGGGUGGAUCCUCGUACGAAUCCUCGCCCCGAUCCUCGCGAGGAUCACGUCUCUCCUGUUGAACACGCGGCAGGCAAGAGCGACCCAGCUUACCUAGCCGCGUUGCGAAAGCAAGCGCACCAGGUGGCUUUCGUCGGCUUCGCGAAGGGCCAGUCCGACGACAGUCCGGAGAGACCGAAGAACUCGAGGGCCGACCCCUCGCGUUUCCAAGUGCGACGACGGUCCAAGAGGGCCGGCCGGGCCUCCCUCUCGGACUUGUCCAGACGGAAGGUCAAGCCGGGCGACAGGACCUUGAACACCGAGGCCGCCGCACAGGACCUCUUCCCGUUCCGCAAUUAAACGCUCGGUCGUUCGUUGUUGUGGCUGUUUCACGAAUCCUGACAUCGAAUGUAUACAUUAACGCAAUCGCGACCUUGGCUGCUUGCGACACAAUAUUUACGCUUCCGUGUGGUUCGUCGGCUCGUUACACACACACGUCGCGUAACCGUCGUCGCGACUUUCGCGGUGGAUUUCGACUCGUCGCGAACGAGGUUUACCAGAGCCGUGUAACCGAUAAGUAUGUAUAUGUGUGUGUAUAAUAAUAAAUUAAAUUAAUUUAAAUAAUGAGAUGCUGUCGAAUGAUAACA